This is a messenger RNA of Quercus robur (English oak), 1688 nucleotides long. Its product is annotated as phospholipase A1-IIdelta. Gene Ontology annotation, molecular function: glycerophospholipid phospholipase A1 activity. Gene Ontology annotation, biological process: lipid metabolic process. NCBI's taxonomy places the organism in Eukaryota, Viridiplantae, Streptophyta, Magnoliopsida, Fagales, Fagaceae. The transcript has a single exon. The record is from RefSeq and is a predicted model, not a curated record. The coding region runs from base 12 to 1481 and encodes 489 amino acids.
GGGUCAACACCAUGUUCAUCACCACCCACUCUUUAUCUACAAAUACAAUACGGUGCCUAUUCUCAAUCCAUCAAAUCCCAAAUAAUUUUCUCUAUCGAAUGGAGAUGGGAAAUAAUUCCACAAAGCAAACACAUUCACACUCACACUUCCAUAAACUUUCCCUUCAUCGUCCAAAUCACAACCACAACAGCGCUCCAAUUGUAACCAUGAGCAACAACAAUUACGCAGCAACAGAAGCAGAAGAACCAACAUGGCCAGAACUCCUAGGUAGCAACAAUUGGGAAGGUCUAUUGGACCCUCUCAACCUUAGCCUCCGAAAACUCGUACUUCGAUGUGGUGAUCUCAUCCAAUGCACCUAUGAUGCCUUCAACAACGACGAGAACUCCAAGUACUGUGGAUCUAGUCGCUAUGGCAAGGCCUCUUUCUUCAACAAAGUCAUGUUUGAGGCUGCCUCUGAUUACCAAGUUGUGUCCUUUCUUUAUGCCACGGCUAGAGUUGGUCAUCGUGAAGCCUUUUUCUUCCACUCUCAGUCCCGUGAGUCUUGGGACCGUGAGUCCAAUUGGAUUGGCUAUAUAGCUGUGACAACUGACGAGGCUAGCUCCGCCUUAGGCAGACGUGAAAUCUAUGUGGUCUGGCGUGGUACUACAAGGAACUACGAGUGGAUUGAUGUAUUGGGUGCUGACCUCGAGUCUGCCCAGUCUUUGAUGCAUCCACAACAUGUGCCUGCAGCUAAGCAUGGUAAUGAUGGUGAUGCUAGUAGCAGUGAUAGCGAUGAUGAUAAUGAAAAGGUUCCAAAAGUCAUGAGGGGUUGGCUUACAAUCUACACCUCGGAUGACCCCAAGUCGCCAUUCACAAAAACAAGUGCAAGAGUACAGCUUUUAACCAAAAUCAAGGGGCUGAUAAAGCAGUACCAAGAUGAGAAGGUAAGUGUGACACUAGUGGGGCAUAGUCUUGGUGCUAGUUUAUCAGUUUUGAGCGCUUUUGAUUUGGUGGAGAAUGGUGUUUCUGAUAUUCCAGUUUCAGCAAUUGUGUUCGGGUGCCCACAAGUUGGCAAUAAAGCUUUCAAUCAAAGGUUCAAAAGUUACCCAAAUCUUAAUGUUUUGCACGUGAGGAACACCAUUGAUCUCAUACCUCACUAUCCUGGGCACUUGUUGGGAUUCGUGGACACUGGGAUUGAGUUGGUUAUAGAUACAAGGAAGUCACCGAGCUUGAAAGACUCAAAGAAUCCAAGUGAUUGGCAUAAUUUGCAGGCCAUGUUGCAUGUGGUAGCUGGGUGGAAUGGGAAGGAAAAGGAAUUUGAGUUAAAGGUUAAGAGAAGCUUGGCUCUGGUGAACAAGUCGUGUGAGUUUCUCAAGGAUGAGUGUUUGGUACCAGGGUCAUGGUGGAUAGAGAAGAACAAAGGGAUGGUGCGAGAUGAGAAAGGUGAUUGGGUUUUGGCUCCGCCUGGUGAUGAAGAUCUGCCUGUACCUGAGGAGUAUUGACUGGUAGAAACGACUUGGAUUUUUAUUUGGUUGGCCUUGUGUUCAUCAGCUAAAGUGGUGAUUGAUUUUAAUUUUCCAUUGUUUAGUUGUACUGCCCUUUUUUACUGUACUAUUGUCUCUGUGCCUAGCUUGGUCCAUGGAUGCUUCCUCAUCUGUUGUCUAAAACUAUAGCCUAUGUUAUAAUAAUACAGUAUGCUUCUUUGUUUC